Messenger RNA from Exophiala mesophila, 3942 nucleotides. RefSeq lists its product as uncharacterized. Gene Ontology annotation, cellular component: peroxisome; peroxisomal membrane; cytosol. The transcript is spliced from 2 exons. Gene Ontology annotation, biological process: protein import into peroxisome matrix. The coding region runs from base 168 to 3893 and encodes 1241 amino acids. Gene Ontology annotation, molecular function: ATP binding; ATP hydrolysis activity. The record is from RefSeq and is a predicted model, not a curated record. NCBI's taxonomy places the organism in Eukaryota, Fungi, Ascomycota, Eurotiomycetes, Chaetothyriales, Herpotrichiellaceae.
GUCCACGACAUCAGGACAGAGGCGUCUUUCUCGCGCGCUACUAUACAGCAAUAACCUUGUCAUCUCGACUGACGUGUGUGGAUGAAAUGUCCUUGUGAGGCCCAUACUUAGCUCUUGAUAACGAAGGUCGUCGGCUGUCAACGAACGCAAGUCACGCUUCCAUCAGGAUGGCACCAGCCGUGCGCGCAGAGGUGGCCUUGGUCUCCCUGAAAAAUUGCUUGGUCAAUCUCCCUCCUGGCCUGAUAGCCUUGAUCAGCAACACCAAUAUUCCAGCUCAAAAUGUCGUCGUUGAGUUACAAUACAAAUCAGCGACAUUAUCAUCUGGGGCUGUGUCAAGUGGAAAUGCUGCCGGCUUCCAAAGAUCCGCCUAUGUUGGAUGGACUGGCAUGCCUAGCAGGACUCGCCCAGGUUCUCUUAUCAACAAUGACCGCGCAAGGUCAGGCCGAGAACAAGAAACUCAAAUGGUUGAAAUCGACGCCACCUUCGCAAAGCUGCUUGGGCUCUCUGAGGGUCAGAAGAUUGGACUUUUGAUUCAUCUGGAUCCUCCUAUUGCUCACAGCAUAAACAUCGAGCCUGUCACUCCGGCCGACUGGGAGGCUAUCGAACUCCACGCUACGUUUCUGGAACUGAAUCUGCUUUCUCAAAUUCGAGCCCUGCCGAAUCCUUCUUACAGCAACAAGUCAGCCACUCAAGCUGAAACAAUGCAUCCACUGACUCUCCAUCUUUCGCCAACGUCCACUGCGAACAUUAUCGUCACCUCUCUCGCACCACCAGUUGCAAGCACAUCGCCGUUUGCCAAGAUCGCACCCGACGCAGAAGUGAUUGUGGCUCCAAAAACCCGAGCUAGGGUAAAUCGAAGCAACAGAGGUGAUUCGAGGAGCAUCGCAAGCAGGCGCAGUGGCAAGAGCGGCGUCAGCACCGCGCGUGGUUCGUCAAAAAGAAUUGUCAAGUCUGCCUUGUUCUUGAGAUCCUUCGAUCGAUCAGUCGCUAACACGUUUUUCGAUGAUACCUCUGAUGCUGUACUGAACAACAAGCUUACAAUCUGGUUAUCUCCUGAAGUUGCCGAGUCUGAGAGCUUGAAAGGAACUGCCUGGGCAAAUGUCACGAUAGUCAGACCAUCCGGCCUCCGGGCUCAAUUGGAGCAAAACCAUGUUAAUCAGCUCAAGGAAGAGGAGAACAGCGAGGUGGGCCGACCUGCAACAAAAAUUGUGGCUAGAGUUAUGCCCUGGCAGAACCCCCUCGACAAUAAUCAUGUUGUACUGUCUUCGACAAUGUGUCAGAUGCUGGGUAUCGAGGGACAAGUGGGCGUUAUCGUCCGAGUUGAAGCAGCUUCUCCUCCACUUUCUCGAUACUCGGUCAAGAAAUUCCACUUUUACCCAUUCUUGCCGCUCAAUCAGAAAAAGAAAGAAGGGAUCAAACUUGGAGGUGACAAGGCAGCCAAACAAGCAGUUAUCGACAAGCUGCGCCUGGUUUUCACCGGCGACGAUGGAUUGUUGUCUGGACCUAUCACUGAUGGCAUGGUGUUGCCAGCAUCAGGAGAACCAUCACUUGCAACAUCUUUCGAUGGCGGGAUCAUUCGAUUCCGACGCCCGGCUGAUCAAACCGAGGAACCCAAAGACUCAUGCCUCUGGGUUCUGGGACAAGAGCAAGAGCCCGAAUUCGACAUCAAAGACGAAGUCCCACGGCCCGUUGAACUCACCACACUGUUUCCGAGCUUUGCACAUGAUGUACCAUCGAAAAUUCCAAAAUUGAUUGGCAUUGACAAGAUCCUCAAGCAAUGCAUGUCCACCUUGACAUUGUGCUCCUCGGUGCUCCUAACUGGUGGCAUUGGUUCUGGGAAAACAUCACUUGCUCAACGCAUAUCUCAACAACUCCGGGAAGAUUAUGUUUUCAACGUGACUUUCUUCUCUUGCCAGAAGCUUGUGACAGAUGAAAUCCGAGUGUCGACCAUCAAAGAGACCCUGACCAGACUAUUCAUGUCGGCGUCAUGGUGUGCCAGACUGGGUGGGCAAGCAGUGGUUGUGCUCGACGAUCUGGACAAGAUCUGUCCUGUGGAGACAGAACUACAAGUCGGCAAUGACAACGGCCGGAGCCGUCAAAUCACCGAGAUUCUCUGCUCCAUCAUCCGACAAUAUUGCAGUAUUCAUUCUGGAGUGGCUCUCCUUGCGACUGCACAGUCCAAAGAUGCCCUCAAUUCUAUCAUCAUUGGAGGACACGUCAUUGGAGACAUUGUUGCUAUUAAAGCGCCAACCAAGGAAAUCAGACGAGAUGUUCUCGAUGCUCUCACCAGUGACGGGGCGGCUUCUGCCCGGAACGGCACCCAUACCAGAAACACCAGCGAUGCACAAAGCAUUUCCGAGAGCUCAUGGAUGGAUCCGUCCAGCUUUUCAUCGAGACCUGGCUCAUCGGCAUCAACUCACCCUGUAGAGGGCUUCCGGGUCUCGUCAAGCCUUGAUCUACUCGACAUUGCCGGAAAGACUGAUGGCUAUAUGCCAGCUGAUUUGGUUCUUCUCGUGGCUCGCGCAAGGAACGAGACUCUUACUCGAAUGCUGUCUGAAAGCGAUGCUUCCGACGCAGCUCCCACUCUGACCAAGGUUGAUUUUGACUCGGCACUUGCCAGCUUCACACCGGCUUCUCUGCGGAACGUCACGUUGACGCACUCGACCACCACCUUCUCGUCCAUCGGUGGUCUGCACGAGACGCGCAACACUCUCCUUGAAACGCUACUUUAUCCAACAAAGUAUGCGCCUAUUUUCGCCCGGUCCCCUCUUCGAUUACGGUCCGGUCUACUCCUCUAUGGAUUUCCCGGCUGUGGCAAGACUUUAUUGGCUUCGGCUGUUGCUGGCGAAUGCAAUCUCAACUUCAUAUCCGUCAAGGGCCCCGAAAUCCUCAAUAAAUACAUCGGUGCAUCUGAAAAGUCGGUGCGUGAUCUAUUUGAGCGUGCACAGGCCGCGAAGCCUUGUGUUCUCUUUUUCGACGAGUUCGACAGCAUUGCGCCGAAACGAGGGCAUGACAGCACGGGUGUGACGGACCGAGUGGUCAAUCAAAUGCUGACGCAAAUGGAUGGUGCUGAAGGCCUUGAUGGCGUCUAUGUGCUUGCGGCUACGUCUCGACCCGACCUGAUUGACCCUGCGCUCCUACGUCCCGGUCGUCUUGACAAGUCAUUGUUGUGUGACAUGCCUGAUGCGGAUGAUCGACUCGACAUUUUGCGGGCAGUGAGCUCCAAACUCGAGUUGACUGCCGAGGUUGAAAACCGUCUUCUCACGGUUGCGCAACGCACCGAUGGAUUCAGCGGUGCAGAUCUUCAAGCUUUGAUGUACAAUGCCCAUCUAGAAGCCAUUCAUGACCUCCUCGGCGAUCUCACCAAAAAUACAAACGGCAAGGACAAGUCGAAGGGAUUGUCCAACGGAGUCAAGGAGAAGGAUUCCACUUCUGGCAGUCGAAGACGCAAACGACCCGCUGGUGAUAAGAACGAUUUCAUUCAAUUUCUCUAUUCCGCCGAGGAAGAUGCACGGGCCAAAAAGGUCUUGACUUCAUCGGCCAUGGACAGCAAAGCUGCAGUUGCUGCUAAGAUUGAGGAGUUGAAACUGUCACGAAAGCGUGAGAAAGCCAUGCUUCGUGGUAAUUACGCCAAUGGUUCUCUGGGAGGACCCAACAGUGACGGCCUCAGAGAGGAUGGCACGGAGCAAAAGGACCAAGGGGACGAGAAAGAGCACGUGUUGAUUGAAUGGAGGCACGUGGAAAAGAGUCUGGCUAGCACAAGAAGCUCGAUCUCGUCUGAAGAGAGAAAGAGGCUGGCAGCUAUCUAUAGAGAGUUUGUUGUGGGCAGGAACGGAGAAAUGCCAAAUGGACAAGGUGGCACUGAAAUCGGUGGAAGGACGAGUUUGAUGUAGAUAGGUAGUUAGGCCAUCUGGUUUGGCUUCAAUUCGAAAUAUGCCUGUA